This is a messenger RNA of Mauremys mutica (yellowpond turtle), 5564 nucleotides long. RefSeq names its product autophagy and beclin 1 regulator 1 (gene AMBRA1). Gene Ontology annotation, molecular function: protein binding. The record is from RefSeq and is a predicted model, not a curated record. Bases 389 to 4378 code for a protein of 1329 amino acids. NCBI's taxonomy places the organism in Eukaryota, Metazoa, Chordata, Testudines, Geoemydidae. Gene Ontology annotation, cellular component: intracellular membrane-bounded organelle. The transcript has 19 exons. Gene Ontology annotation, biological process: autophagy.
CUGGCACGGCUCUAGAUUUGGCUGCUAGGGCCUGGUUCAGCUCUUGGCUCGGUUGCUAGGGCCUGGCUCGGUUACUUGGCGCUCAUCUACCCGCCCUGGCCGAGGUCCUCGGAGCGGCGGCGGCGGCAGUAGGAGCCGGAGGAGAUCGAGCAGCUCGGGCCGCUUCCCCGAGGCCAGGCCCCGCCGCGCCCGGGACCCCCAGCUCCGCCGCGAACUCGCCCCACCCGCUCGGGCUACGCGGCGAGCCAGGCCCAGGCCCUUCCUGCGGCAGAGUUCCAUGAGUCAACCUCUUCAGAUGUGGAUGGCCUGUCUGUAGGUUCUUGGCUGUUAUCUGGAGCCCGUUGGUGUCUCAUCCCAGUCCCUAGUGUAACAGUGGCUACUGAGAGCCAUGAAGGUUGUACCAGAGAAGAAUGCUGUGCGGAUCCUGUGGGGCAGAGAACGUGGCACCCAAGCCUUGGGCGCUCAGCGGCUUCUGCAGGAGCUGGUGGAGGAUAAAACCCGAUGGAUGAAAUGGGAGGGCAAGAAAGUUGAGCUACCAGACAGUCCCCGUUCCACGUUCUUGCUGGCGUUCAGCCCAGAUAGGACCCUCAUGGCUUCCACCCACGUGAAUCACAAUAUCUACAUCACAGAGGUGAAAACGGGCAAGUGUGUCCAUUCUUUGGUUGGACAUCGGCGCACACCGUGGUGUGUGACCUUUCACCCUACUAUCCCGGGACUCAUUGCUUCAGGGUGCCUAGAUGGGGAGGUUAGAAUCUGGGAUUUACAUGGUGGAAGUGAGAGCUGGUUCACAGACAGCAACAAUGCCAUUGCAUCUCUGGCUUUCCAUCCUACGGCUCAGCUCCUGCUGAUUGCAACAGCCAAUGAGAUCCAUUUCUGGGACUGGAGUCGUCGAGAACCCUUUGCAGUGGUGAAAACAGCCAGUGAGAUGGAGCGAGUCCGGCUGGUACGAUUCGAUCCCUUGGGACACUACUUGCUCACAGCGAUUGUCAACCCUUCCAACCAACAGAGUGACGAGGAGGUGGAGAUCCCUGUGGAUAGCACGGAUAUGCCACAUUAUCGCCAGCGCUCUAUUCUCCAGUCUCAGCCUGUGAGGCGUACGCCCCUCCUCCACAACUUCCUGCACAUGCUGUCCUCACGCUCCUCUGGCAUCCAGGUGGGAGAGCAAAACACUGUGCAAGAUUCCGCCACCCCAUCCCCACCACCUCCACCACCCCCACCACCUCCACCACUGCCUCCAGCCAGCGAGAACACCAGAGCAGCGGCCUACACCAGGCUCCGUGAGCGUGUCAGUUACCCCACAACAGAGUGCUGUCAGCACCUGGGGAUGUUGUGCCUUUGCAGUCGAUGCUCUAGUGCAAGACUUCCUUCUUCUCUCUUCCCGCACCAGGAAAAUGCCCCCUCCACUUCCUCUGGGGCCACUGGCACUUCCUUUUCCUCUGUUCAGACAGAGCCAUACCAACCCCCAGAGCAGGCAUCCACAGCGCAGCAGGAGCAAGGUCUGCUUAACAGGCCUUCUGCUUUCAGCACUGUUCAGAGCAGCACUGCUGGCAACACCCUACGCAACCUUAGCCUGGGCCCCACUCGCAGAUCCCUCAGUGGGCCCUUGUCAGGCCAUCCCUCCAGGUACCAGUCUGCGAGAGAGAUGGCAUCUGGCUUAGGAGGGUCCGACUGGACUAGAACAGUGCUGAACAUGGGCUCUCGCUCGGAGUUGGAAGCCAUGCCUCCACCUAGAACCAGUGCCUCUUCAGUGAGUUUGCUGUCAGUGCUCAGACAGCAGGAGGGAGGUUCCCAGUCCUCUGUAUAUACAUCUGCUACAGAAGGGAGGGGCUUCCUGGCACCAGGGGCUGAAGCAGACAGCAGCGGUAGCGCUGGCCCAAGCAAUCCAGCCAGCAUCCGCAAUGAGCUCCAAUGCGACUUGAGACGGUUCUUCUUGGAGUACGACCGACUUCAAGAGCUAGAUCAAGGGAUUGGUGGGGAGCCCAGCCAGUCGCAACAGGCUCAAGAAAUGCUCAACAACAACAUAGAGCCUGAUAGGCCAGGUCCCUCCCACCAGCAGACUCCCCAUAGCAGUGAAAACAAUUCCAAUUUGUCUCGGGGCCACCUGAACCGCUGUCGCGCCUGUCACAAUCUGCUGACCUUUAACAAUGACACACUACGCUGGGAAAGAAGCACGCCCAGCUAUCCAUCGGGGCAGGUCCAAAGCACAUUUGAUGGCGUGCCACCAAGCAGCAGCCAGGCGCAGCCUGCAGAGAGAACCGAGGGCAGAGCUCCUACCUCUAGCAGGUUGCAGCUGGGAAGCUCUUCCAACUCGCAGGAGGAAAGGACUGUGGGAGUGGUCUUUAACCAGGAGACAGGGCACUGGGAGAGAGUUUACAGCCAGUCGGCUUCGAGCAGACCUGGGAAUGUAUCACAGGAGGCCUUAAGCCAGGAAAUGCCUGAGGAAAGUUCAGAGGAGGAUUCGCUCAGGAGGAGGCUGCUGGAAUCUUCCCUCAUUUCGCUAUCACGCUAUGAUGGAGCAGGGUCCCGGGAGCACCCAAUCUACCCAGAUCCAGCCAGGUUAUCUCCUGCAGCAUAUUAUGCCCAGAGAAUGAUCCAGUAUCUUUCCCGGAGGGACAGUAUUCGUCAGCGCUCCAUGCGUUACCAACAGAAUCGUCUCCGCUCUUCCUCGUCGUCUGCUUCCACCUCAGAGAACCAAGGCCCGUCCGUAGAGGGAAAUGAUCUGGAGUUUGAAGACUUUGAACGACAGGAGCCCUGCUGGUCGCACAUAAACUAUGCGCUGAGAUCCAGCUAUCUGGCCAAGCACUACAACUGCAGGCUGUUCAGGGACAAUGGAGACAGAUCAAGGCACCGAGCUCCCCGGAACGCCCGUAUGUCUGCACCGUCGCUUGGGCGCUUCGUCCCCAGGCGUUUCUUGCUGCCAGAGUACUUACCUUAUGCUGGGAUUUUCCAUGAACGCGGACAGCCAGGGUUGGCCACCCACUCCUCUGUUAACCGGGUCUUGGCAGGGGCUGUGAUUGGAGAUGGACAGUCAGCUGUGGCCAGCAACAUUGCCAAUACCACCUAUCGGCUCCAGUGGUGGGACUUCACCAAGUUUGACCUGCCUGAAAUCAGCAAUGCUUCUGUGAAUGUGCUUGUUCAGAACUGCAAGAUUUACAAUGAUGCUAGCUGCGAUAUCUCUGCAGAUGGACAGCUCCUGGCAGCCUUCAUUCCCAGCAGUCAGCGGGGCUUUCCUGAUGAAGGCAUACUGGCUGUGUAUUCUCUGGCACCUCACAACCUGGGCGAGAUGCUAUACACAAAAAGAUUUGGCCCCAAUGCUAUUUCCGUGAGUCUGUCUCCAAUGGGCAGGUACGUGAUGGUGGGACUGGCUUCCCGGCGCAUCCUGCUGCACCCUUCCACAGAACACAUGGUGGCUCAGGUCUUCAGGCUGCAGCAGCCACAUGGUGGAGAAACAUCCAUGAGGAGAGUUUUCAACGUCCUGUACCCGAUGCCUGCUGACCAGAGGAGACACGUCAGCAUAAACUCUGCUCGCUGGCUACCUGAGCCAGGCCUGGGAUUGGCAUAUGGCACUAACAAGGGAGACCUGGUGAUUUGCCGACCAGAGGCCUUAAACUCUGGAGUUGAGUAUUACUGGGACCAGCUGAAUGAGACUGUUUUCACUGUGCAUUCCAGCAACAGGAGCACCGAGCGGCCUGGAACAAGCAGAGCCACAUGGAGGACGGACAGAGACAUGGGCCUAAUGAAUGCCAUAGGCCUGCAGCCCAGGAACCCUACCACCUCGGUGACAUCACAGGGUACUCAGACCCUGGCUCCUCUGCUGCAGAAUGCAGAGACUCAGACAGAGCGGGAGGUACAGGAGCCAGGUGCUGCCACGUCAGGAACUGGAGAAGGUGAAGGUCCAGAAUAUGGGGCCAGUGGAGACGAUGCCCUCAGCAGGAUCCAGAGGCUGAUGGCUGAGGGUGGCAUGACUGCUGUGGUCCAGCGGGAGCAGAGCACCACUAUGGCAUCCAUGGGCGGCUUUGGCAACAACAUCAUUGUGAGUCACCGGAUUCACCGCAGCUCUCAGACUGGUGUGGAAUCCAUGGGAGCUGAUGGUGCCUUGAUGCAGCAGUCCACCUCGCGCGAGCUGGCAGCUGAGCUGGAGGGACGGAUCCUUUCAGAGUCUAUGCAGCUGGCAGAGCAUGGCCAGAGCCCGCAGACAGCUCCUGGCAGGAGUGAAGGACAAGGAGCCGAUGGGCUGGAUCUGCCAGAGCAGUCCCAGUCUUCUAUGGACACUGAGGGACCAAUUGAAUACAGUGACCUAACCAAUAAUAACCAUCUUCCUGACAAUACCAACUACUAUAGUAACAACAGCACCAGUGGGGAGUCACGGAACAGGUAGAGAUGAGUUGUGUCUUGGUGCUACCCUUGUACUGCUAAGCAGAGACCUGUACCUCACAGUUGAUAAGGAGCUGGAAGAGGGGGGUAUUGUGGCUCUGAUAGGAUGAUGGUAAUUGAGGGGGCCUCUGUAUCUGUGCGGAGGGGGCAGAAAUGGAAGGGAAGGCACCAAAUUUAUAGGGACCCCAGGGAGAAGAAGCUUUAUUUGGUCUUAGCUUCCGGCACACAUGCUCCUGCACAGUUUCUAUGAGAACAUUAAUGAUCCCUAACAAUGCUGUUCUGAGCCUUGUGUAAAUAUCCCAGCUUAGUGGGAAUCCCUGGGCUUAGCCCUAACUCUGCAGUGCUCUAAAUGUUACCAUUCCUAAAAUGAGUGUUUUCCCCCUGCUUGCCACCAGCCCCAAGGAUGAGCAGAAGAACGAAUAUCAGGGAAGGGGGCCUGCAGUGUCCUCCAGAGACAGGCAAUCCUAUUGGGCAUAUCCUGGAUUUGAUGCCCCAGCUCUGCCAGUGCAGUGGAGGAGUCUUCCAGGCCAGAGUCCCACUCCAUGGCAUGGCCCCAGUGCCCCUUGGGAAGGGUGGAGCAUUUUGGAGACUAGAGAGAACAUUAUUGCUGUCCAGUGUGCGAUCUUCCUGAGGCAGAGCUGGAGUAGAAAGAGCCAGGCUUAAGCUUCACCAUCCUUUAUAUACCCAGGAGCCUCUCAGAAGUGAGGACCUUUUCUUUGAGUGUCAGCUUAGCACCGAGCUGCUAUCAGUGGGGAGAGAGAAUGGAGGCAAAUGCAGGAUGUGGGAGUGAGGUGGAUGCAGUUAGCUCAAGGAUACUCCAAUAUUUUCACAUCCCCAGCUGUGCCAAUACUAACGUGAAUGAGCCAUCUUGGCAAAACCUGCCAGUAUCAUGGCACCAUUGGCUGGCUGCAUUUCCCUUGGGGCAGGGAGGGGGUGACUUUCCAGCUCCAGGUCAGGGCAUGAGGUAUGGGUCUGUGACGUAAGGUGUUGCAUGUGAAAUCUUGACCUUGUACAUGUAGUUUCUAGUGGAGAAAUCAAGGCUCUGAUAAUAUUUUGUUUUUAGUCUAAAAUGUGAUUUUCCUUUUCGUUUGUAACUCUCCAUCCCAGCAAGCUUGUGGCGGGAGGGUAGGGGGAGAGUCUGAGUGCUAACGAGGGAAACACCAAAGAUCAACGUCAUUAAAAUAUGACAA